Molecule: messenger RNA, 2567 nt
Organism: Impatiens glandulifera
Lineage: Eukaryota; Viridiplantae; Streptophyta; Magnoliopsida; Ericales; Balsaminaceae
Exons: 3
Coding region: 58-2502 (814 amino acids)
Biological process (GO): transmembrane transport
Cellular component (GO): plasma membrane
Molecular function (GO): transmembrane transporter activity
Source: RefSeq, a predicted model, not a curated record
UUCUCUUUCUUUCUUUCUUUCUUUCUUUAUAGAACUUGUACUUAAUAAUAUAUUAAUAUGGGAAUCAAACCAAGAUCAGCUUGGAUCUCGUGUCUUGGCUCCGCCUUCCGCACAGCCAUGGCUUGCGCAUUUGUAGGCGGGGUGACCUUGUUUGGACCGGACUCACUCAACCGUCACCUAGCUCUACCCGCUUUCUCUUACGUGACCGUCAUACUAAUAGUAACCGACGCCACCUUGGGAGACUCCAUGCGUGGAUGCUGGCACGCGGCUUACGCCACGUGCCAGGGAGUGGUGCCUGCAAUCUUGGCUCUGUGGCUCAUAGGCCCGGCAAGGCUGUCCGCGGGAACUACGGCUGUGAUGGUGGCUAUAAGUGCCUUUGCGGUGGUCUUGCCGGAGUCCACGCAUCUUGUUGCCAAGCGUAUAGCCUUGGGACAAAUUGUUUUGGUUUAUGUUAUUGCUUAUAUAAAUGGAGUUGAUACGCACCCUGUUAUGCAUCCUGUUCAUGUUGCGGCUAGUACGGCUCUUGGAGCUAUUGCGUGUCUUUUAGCACUUAUGCUCCCUUUUCCAAGCUUGGCUUCUCUUGAGGUAAGAGAUAAUUGCAAGCUUUUGGCUGAGAAUGUAUCGGAUAGGUUGAAGCUACUUGUGAAGGCAUUAUGUGCAGAUGACAAUUCAUCUGCUCAAUCAUUUAUUUCUCAAGCGAAAUACUUGGCCAUUAGUGCACCCAAAUUUCUAAAUAUGAUCAAGUCAAGACAAGAAAGCAUGCAAUGGGAGAAGUUUCCUGUUAAAUUCUUGUUGAAACCAGACUGUAUGAACCCUGGAGAUAGGUUUCAAGGACUGGAAGCUCCAUUGAGGGGUAUGGAGAUGGCUCUUGCAUGCUUACAAUCCUCGCAGAGGCCGGUUCAAACCCUCCAACAAGAACUUAAAGACGAGAUCCUUUUAAUGGAGAACCGUUUUACUCAAACCUUAAAACGAGAAAACUGUAAUGCCACGUUACCUUUUGACCAUGCUUCGUCGACGUCGUUGUCAAAAGAUUCCGAAUCAAAUGACGUCGAUAACCCUACCAUGUUCUUCCAAACACUUCAAAACUUACAAGACUUGCCCACUAUAUUCUUCAUGUUUUGCUUGAACCUUCUUGUUAACAAACCAAUGGCCAAUUCUUCAACUAAAAUCUGUGAAACCAAACAAGGAACAGAGGAAGAAGAGAAGUCCGGGUUCAGCUUCCCAAGGCUCAGCAAUCUUUGGGCCAUGAGAGCAAAGAACAAAAGAGCCAUGGCAGCCUUCAAGGCUUCAAUUUCUUUAGGCCUUGCUGUCUUGUUGGGUUCAUUAUAUAGCAAACCAAAUGGGUUUUGGUCAGGUUUGCCAGUGGCUAUCAGUUUAGCUGCUGCAAGAGAGCCGGCUUUCAAAGUGGCUAACCUAAAGGCUCAAGGAACUGUUUUGGGUACUGUCUAUGGAGUUUUGGGUUGUUUCUUCUUUGGAAAAUAUGUCAAGAUAAGGUUCCUUUCUCUCCUCCCGUGGUUCGUUUUCACCAGCUUUCUCCGGCGAAGUCGAAUGUACGGUCCUGCCGGCGGCAUCUCGGCCGUGAUCGGAGCUGUCUUGAUCCUAGGCCGGAACAGAUUCGGGGGCCCACGAGAUUUCGCGAUAGCCAGAAUCGUCGAGACUUUUAUCGGGCUUUCUUGUUCGGUUAUGGUCGAUCUUUUGUUCCAACCGACAAGAGCUUCAACUUUGGCCAAGACCCAAUUGGCUAAAAUGCUUGGAGCCUUACACGAGUGCAUUGACUCCAUUACUUUUACAAGGUCGGACUCAAAUCAAAAUUUGGAUGGUUUCCAAAAGAAGCUACAAUCCCAUUUAAACGAGUUCAAGAAGGUCAUCGAUGAGGCCGAAGUCGAGCCCAACUUUUGGUUCUUACCUUUCAAAGGUUCCUGUUAUAGUAAGCUAGCGGGCUCACUUUCCAAAAUGUCGGACCUCCUUCUAUUCACGACGCAAUCAAUCGCGCAUGUGGAGCAUGAACUAAUAAGAAGAAGGGCUAGCUUAAACGAAGAAAUGGAUAUGUUAGAAGGAGAUAUUGGGCUUUACAAGAAAAUGUUGUGUCCAUACUUAAAAUCCUUGGAACAAGUGAGUUUAAUGAAGUCAUUAGUAAUCCCAAACAAAGUCCUACAAAAAAGAGACAUAUCCCAUAAUCUUGAAGAGGGUGAAUUACCAAAUGAGAGUGCAAUUUGGCUAUCUAACUCGGGAGGAGAAGAGAUGGAGAAGAUAAUUAAGUCGUAUCUACAACACUCGAGUGAGAUGGUUGAGAAAGUUGGGCCGGCCGGUUUGGAGGACGGGGUCGGGGAUUUGAUGGUCCAAAGCCGGCUAUGCAUGGGGCUGUGUGCACUUGGAUUUUGCAUGAAUGGUGUGAUUAGGGAAGCAAAAGAGAUAGAGAAGGCGAUUCAAGAAAUAAUACAGUGGGAAAAUCCUACAAGCCAUGUUGAUUUGCAUGAAAUUGUAUGUAAAUUACGUAUUUGAUAAGUUUAAUUUAUAAUAUCAUAAUAAACCUGCAAUUAAGCCUUAAUUAAGGAGAGAUCAAUUUG